AUGUUUGAUGAGUUUCCAAGAUGGGUUGUGUACUCAUCGAUAUCAUCGCUCCUUUGUAUCGGAGGAAGCUUUUGCGUUCCGCUCAUCUCGGGGUUUUGUCGGUCGUCCGCCAGCGUGAACUCAAAACUGCUGAACUACGGGCUUUCUGUGAGUGCGGGAUCAAUGAUGACCACUAGUUUGUAUAAGAUGCUCCCUCACGGGGCUGAAGAUAAAAAGAUGGUUUUCCUCGGAUUCCUUGUUGGGACGAUAGUAAGUUUUAUACUGAACUUCGUGGUGCAUGCCUACACAAGCGAAAGUCUCAUUCAUGGUAAUCAUUCAGAUUCCGAUGAUGAUCAUCAUUCACAUCCAAAUGAAUCGGCUUUACUCGAUCACUCUAAUAUCAGCAUCCAAGCACCUGCUCCCAAAAUGAAAAAAGCAAACUCUACGUUAAAGUCAAUGCCUUCUUUAAUCGAUCUGCUAGCUAAGAAUGAAACGCAAGCGGGCAGCUGUUACGGUAGUACUUCCUGCGUGCCAAUGGAGCCAACUACUUCAGCGGGCGCCCCUUUGACUACCACAACAUGCCAUGCAAACCAGGAGGCGUCUGCGAUUGUCUGUCCCGAAAAUGGUAUCGGCUACGAUCUUGAAAAUUUAUCUGUCUACAGAAAUCACUUUCUAUCUGGCAAAGUUCCUUCGUCCCAUGCGGCCGAAGAAGAUUCAUCAUCUUCGCACUCCGGUAUUGCAUCCGUUGAUCAUCACCACCAUCACGUCGCAACACCAUUUUCAAAACUCAUCUCGAUCGGAGUUCAAACUUGUGUCGUAAUUGCGCUGCAUAAGUUUCCAGAAGGUCUAAUCAUAUUCUAUACCAAUAACGAAGACGAUCAUAACCCCAGCUCUUUGGGAUUUUCCAUCUUCCUGAGCUUGGCUAUGCACAACUUUAUUGAAGGAUUUUCGAUGACUCUGCCUCUCUACACUGCGUUCAAAACCAAGUGGCAUGCUGUACUAAUUGCUAGCUUGCUAGGUGGGGGCUCUCAGCCUCUUGGCGCAUGCCUCGGCUAUUUCUUAUUGAGAGGUAAUCAAUCUAAAGAAAUACAUGUGAAUUUCUUGCUGAGUCUCACCUCGGGCUUCUUGUUCGUGAUUGGGCUUCAAAUGUUUCAAACCGCAAUUGGUUUCAGCGAUAGCCACCACCAUCAUCAAAAUGACGCAUCUCCAAGUGAAAAUCACUGUUUAGCAACUACUUGCUUAAAAUGGUGUUGCCUAGGGGCGUUGUUGAUCAUAGGAAGUGGCAUUUUCUCUUAG
Lachancea fermentati is the source of this 1275-nucleotide messenger RNA. NCBI's taxonomy places the organism in Eukaryota, Fungi, Ascomycota, Saccharomycetes, Saccharomycetales, Saccharomycetaceae. The record is from the annotation of a GenBank genome assembly.